Messenger RNA from Magallana angulata, 1470 nucleotides. RefSeq names its product NF-kappa-B inhibitor-like protein 1. The transcript is spliced from 6 exons. Gene Ontology annotation, molecular function: protein binding. Lineage: Eukaryota; Metazoa; Mollusca; Bivalvia; Ostreida; Ostreidae. The record is from RefSeq and is a predicted model, not a curated record. Bases 322 to 1362 code for a protein of 346 amino acids. Gene Ontology annotation, biological process: canonical NF-kappaB signal transduction.
AUUUAUUUCCUGUUUGAUUUUUAAGAAGGUCAUGGAAAAAUGAACAACAAUCACAAUCCUCCAACAGAUCUGGAAAAAGGAUUUAUUUCUAGAUGGAAUGACAGAUUUAACCAGUAUCUCCAUAGAAAGGGAUGGGUGAAGAACACUCAAGUUAAAAAUUACCCCUUAAUAUUUGUCGUGUACACCUUUGUUGCAGCAUAUAUAGGCAGAUCAAUUUAUAAUUGGAACUCUGUGUAUAAAGCAAGAAAAGGUGGCAAAUCGUCCAAAUGAAGCUGUUUAAACUACAAAUCGGUCAUUAUUAGAAAACUUUGCCUAUGGAAAAUGAAUAAAAAAUGGUGUAAAAAGUUAAAGCAUUUGAUUAAAGAUGGUAGAUCAACAAAGUUGAAAUCAUACAUUGAGAAGCAUGAAAUCAAUAUCCAGCACCUUCAGUACAGCAAUGGGAAAACCCCUCUUCAUUAUUGCUGUAAAUAUCUGAACUUUAAUGGAUUUAGAUUUUUGAUUGAGAAGGGGAUAGAUGUGUCUAUUAAAGACGAUGAUGGAAAUACCGCCCUACAUAUUGCUUUGAAGGAAGCCAUUAAGACCCAAUCAAGCUCGGAAGUAAAUGAAGUGUACCAGCUGAUUAUCUUGCCAAUCAUUGAGAAACGUCCGGAGUCACUGAGAUGGAGGAAUCACAAUGAUGUUACAUGCCGAGACCUUCUAGAUCAACUCAGAGAAAAACAGGAGGAGGAGACGCAGACUUCAAGAACUCCAGAGAACUGGGAUGAUAAACUCGCUGAUGAGGUUGAACAUGAACAUCACUGGGAGUGGGGCAGAUACUCGGGGGGUCUUCAAGAUGAAGAAGAUUUCACUGAGAGCUAUGAAGAUUGGUCCAAGAGAAUGCAGCAGGAAUAUCAUUGUAAACGGAGGCAACACUCAUCAUUACCAAGGUCAACAAAGAAAGCAAAGGUCGAAGAUGACUUUGAAGCAAAACUUAAAAGAGACCGUGAAAAAAUGAGACAAAGGUAUGAGGAAAAUCAGAAGAAAGCACAGCAUAAUUUCAAAAGACACAAGAAAGACCGAUAUGAACGUAAAUGGGAGGAGCUAAACGCAAAAGCUGCAGAGAAGCCUUUGUGUUUCCUAGAUAUUCCGUGGCCUUUUAAAGAUAGUGUUAGUGAGUUGGAAGACUUUCUUUUACAUGAUGUUACAGACAGUGAUGUGAGAAAGAAAUACUUGCGAGAUCAGAUGAAAAAAUGGCAUCCGGACAAAUUUGAGCAAAAAUUUGGCAAUUGUGUUGUUCCAUCAGAGAAAGAGCAUAUAUUUUUAAAAGUGAAACAAGUAUCCCAACAAUUAAAUCAUCUCUUUGAAAAACUGAAAAAUAACUGAUCAUUGUGUUGGAUAUUGAUUUCUGUUUUAUUUUCAUGCAUGUUCAUUUGCGUUUUGAAAUAAAAUAAAUUUAGUAUUUAUUUGUACAUAAAUAUACAUGAACAUGAA